AUGCCGGCCGUGCUGAUGUGCCCACAACCUGCACUGCAACCUGCAGUUGCUUUCGUUGUGAACGUGCAGGGAGGGCAGCCGAUGGCAUUUGCUCCGAACGCUGUGCCAAUCAUGGCACAGCCGAUGCAGCCGAUGCAGCCGGUGCAGCCGGUGCAGCCGGCGCAGCUGGUCCAACCAACGCCAGUGCAAGCGCCAUGCAAGGUGAACACGGAGCCGCCGAGUCCCUCCACGCCGAGCUGCUUCAGUCGAACGACGACCGCAUCAUCUCUCGAGUCUUCUUCAACGUCUUCCUUUGGACUGUCUGAAAGAUCCAUGACCCCUGUCGAGCUAUUCUCUCCAACGCCCGAAGGAGCGCGGUGCUCCAUCCGAGGCCGCGUGUGGCAGCUCUGCCAACAGCAGAACGGUUGCCGGCGUGUGCAGGAAGCCAUCGACGCAUGCAGCUCUGAUCAGGACAGACAUUCCUUGGCAUUCGAGAUGGUGGGACAUGUGUGGGAAGCGGCCCGCUGCCCGUUCGGGAACUACGUGCUUCAGAAGUUUAUCACCGUGCUUCGGCCACCCGACUGUCAGUUCAUUGUUGACGAGAUCUCUUCGCGAGGCAAGCGAGCCGCCUCGCAGUUGGCUCGUCACAGGUACGGAUGUCGCAUCAUGCAACGCCUCCUGGAGCACGUGCGACAGGAGCAGGCAAGCAGCAUGGUGGAGGGCUUGUUGGGGGAGGCGCUGCAGCUGGCCAGGCACCAGUAUGGCAACUUCGUGAUGCAGUGUGUUCUCAGCCAUGGCACACUCGCGCAGCAGCGCUCGCUCUGCUUGCUUCUCAAGCCACAGGCUUGUGAGUUGGCCAUGGACCAGAAUGCCAGUGCUGUGCUGGCAAAGGCACUGCGCCAUGUGUCUCCCGAGGACAAGGUAUGCUUGGCAAAUGGACUGUUGUCAAAGCCAGGGCUGCUCCUCGCCAUGUCCAAAAUUCGGCAUGGCCAUCAGACCACCCUGGCUCUGUUUCGCAUCUUGGAAGGAGACAUGCUCGAAUCGGCCUUGAAUGCCAUGAGGGAGAACUUUGCAUUGUUGUCCCGCUUCCGCUAUGGGCGGGUCGUGCUGAGAGGCAUCCCAGCAUUGAACGUGAUGUGCUCUGACCUGCCUCGUGAAGAAAUCCCAGAUGCUGACGACAGCUGA
Symbiodinium natans is the source of this 1164-nucleotide messenger RNA. Lineage: Eukaryota; Dinophyceae; Suessiales; Symbiodiniaceae. The record is from the annotation of a GenBank genome assembly.